AAAGUGUGAGAAGAGAAGAUAUCUUGGAAUUUUUGUAUAUUGAAUGAACAAUUGAAAUAUAUCGAAGACGCCGUAUAAUUACUUGAGAGUAUGAUAUAAAUAACUUCCACUUAAUUGGUCAAAAUAAUUUUACAACAUGUCUUUGGAACAAACUGCUUGUGAUGAUUUGAAGGCAUUUGAGCGUCGACUGACUGAGGUUAUUGGUUGUUUGCAGCCAGCAACCAUGAGAUGGAGAAUAUUACUAGCAGUAGUGUCUGUCUGCACUGCAAUGGCUGCCUGGCAUUGGCUCACUGAUCCACUGACUCCUGUUGUUUCAUUAACACAAUCACUGUGGAAUCAUCCUUUCUUUGCCUUCACAUCUACUUUAUUAGUGUUACUGUUUAUGAUGGGUGUGCACAGAAAAGUAAUCGCUCCGAGUAUUAUCACAGCUAGGACCCGGUCGGUCCUUAAUGAUUUUAAUAUGUCAUGUGAUGAAACUGGAAAACUCAUUUUAAAACCUAGACCAGCUAAUAAUUGAAUAAUUUAGUCAACAAUUUCUUUAACUGAGUACUUUGUAAAUAUAUUUUUGCUUAAGAAUAAAAGACUUUGUUUGUUUGUGUUAGGACUUUAGAAUAAAACAUCAAGAGUUAUAAGUCUAUUAAAGUUUAUUUAUCAUAACUUUGGUGUAUUUAUUAUAUACAAUAAAUAAGAGAUGUAAAUAAAAGCAGGAAUAUUAUACAAACCAUUUUGAAUAUUCAACAAAAACAUAUUAGAGAUGGAACAACAUUUACAUAACUCUAUAUUAUUUUUUAGUUUUCACUAGAUAAUUUGCUAAAUAUUUAGCUACACUAAUAAACAAAUUAACUGUUACAAGGUGAAAAUAAUGAAUUUUACGCCUUUUAAAAAUUCACAAUUUUUGUUACUUAAAACUAAGCGUAUUAUUUUAAGCAACUGAUUUUAGUUUAUUUGUGUGCAUAGUUUAGACUCUACAUGGAGUUUAUUUAAUUUGAAAUCAAAUGCAAUAUUUUUAGUUACAUCAGUGAAAAAAUAGUAUAUUUUAGAAAAUCAUAAAAGGCUGUUGUGGCGCCUACAAUUAGGGCCAGUUUCACCGGUUACUGAUAAAGUUUCAGAUAGUUAUCUGAUAGUUAACGCUAUCUACCGGAUAAAGGUUGCUGUUAACUUUUUUCUGUUUCACCAUCA
Messenger RNA from Diatraea saccharalis (sugarcane borer), 1179 nucleotides. Lineage: Eukaryota; Metazoa; Arthropoda; Insecta; Lepidoptera; Crambidae. The record is from the annotation of a GenBank genome assembly.